AUGGUCUAUGACUGGGAUGUGCACCAGAAAACAUGUUACCAGCUCUAUAUCGACGAGGGCCGGUCCCUCGAGGACAUCAUGGACCAUUUGAGGGCCGUCUAUAAGUUUACUCCUAGUAAACGGGCUUUCCAAACCCAAUUUCGUCGUUGGAAUUUCCCGCCAAAGCAGAAGCCAGCUCAUAAGAAUGACCGUCUCGUCAAUCGCGUUCGUGACUUGUGGGAGAAGAAUCUCCCGCAGCGGGAAAUGCUGCGCGUGCUCAACGAAGAGGACGGCUUUGACAUCAAGCCUAGGGAACUGAUGCGGGUCCGCACCCGGAACCGAUGGCUACUGCGUGUCCCCAAUGGAGACAAGUCGAGGCCGUUGGAGUCGAACUUUUCAAUGCAAGGGACCUUGGGCGACUCAUCUCCGGCUGGGGAUGGGGAUUCGACUCUUUCUAUCCCCGAGGACCAGGGAGUGUCGUUACAGCCAGCUUCGGAAGCCAUUGCAGACUCAGCCCUAGAGCAGCAACAUUUCGAAACCUCAAAUCCUCUUGCCGACAAGGACGGCAAAAAGAAGCGGACAAGGAAUCGUCAGCCAACCAAUCCUAUGGGGUCGCCAUGCCGGUUUCCAUCGGAAACGACAAUUGAUGAGGCUAGGGUGAUACUCAACCUCGAAGUUGGGGUCUAUCGAGAGAUCCGUUCAAGUUUCCAGGGCAUUUGUAAAGAGGAGGGAGUCAGCAAAAAGACCAUUGCUGGGGUCGACAGGUGGGAUGCCGUCAAGGACCGACUCAUUCACGAGUGCCCUCGGCUCCAGCAAGUCAUUUGGGGUUCCGAUGAAAACCUGGAGGCCAAGCGACUGGCACUAGAUGUCAUCUGUACCGACGUCACAAAGCGCAUGCGAACGAAGGACGCCCGAAUGACCCUCGCAGAGGCCAAGAACGCACUGGGGGUUAACCCUGAAGAGUCGCGUGAGAUUCGCUUCGCCUUCCACCAGGUGCUCCGUGACGCUCAGUUUACGUGCAAGUCCGAUGCCACACCACGAGAGUGGGAGGAGUUGAAGCGGCGUUGGGUGGAGAAGUCAGUACUAAUCAAGAACAUGGCGACAUUUGGAACAGAUCCGGCCUCUCAACAUAGGGCUCGGGCACUUGAAGUUCUUGCGAGAGAUGUGAUGAAAAGGAUGAGGGAUGACCGAUCUCGUAAGGGAUCGAUGAAAAAGGAGCUGCAGCAACUAGAGUUGCAGCCGCAACCUCGAGGAGAGCUGCAACAGCAGCAUCAAGAGUCACAUCAUAGCACAACGCCCCCUCUCACUGCAUAUGGGAUACCGGAGAGAAGAACUUCAAGAUCAAGCCAAGUCGACACUUCGCCACAGACGGAACGUGUUGACUUGGGUGAUGGGAUGGGGAAUAACAACUUCGACGCCAUGUCGGAAGUGUCGCAUGCCUCCCAGAUGCCGUUUGCUCCCCCGGCUGGGUCUAUUCCAACACAUAUGCCCAUGUCGCUUCAGUCACAGUCGUCUAGCCUUUCAGACCCAUCCAAUGACCUUCCACAACCCCACCGGGUGUUGGGUUCAUCAAUGCCAACGGCAGUGCCCCUAGACUCUCAGAUUGGGUCGUCUCUGUUCCUGGCAGCGAACACCCAGGCGGCAUUUAUGGACCAGCAGUAUGUGCAACAACCGUACGCAACCGCAGCCGCACCGUCUAACCCGGUGUUCCAUGCGGUGCCGCCGAUGUCGUCGGCUAUUGCGGUGUUCCUAAGGCUGCACCCAUCGUCGACAUUUGUGACAAACCUAGGGCUGUGGAUCGCGACGUUGACAUCGCAAUCAUUGCAGGAGCUACGGCACACAGCGGUAGAAAAGUUCCCUGGGGCGCUCUGCGUACGGAUUGAGGGAAUUGUCAAGGAUGGCAAGGGCGCGGAACUACCGCUGCAGAUAGAGGAUGAUCAGGAGCUGGGAGCAUACCUAGCGCAUCUCCAAGGCGGGACCCCGACAUUUGCAGUUCAGCUGGUCUGGAAGACUUGA
This is a messenger RNA of Ilyonectria robusta, 1995 nucleotides long. RefSeq lists its product as uncharacterized. The record is from RefSeq and is a predicted model, not a curated record. The transcript has 2 exons. The coding region runs from base 1 to 1995 and encodes 664 amino acids. Lineage: Eukaryota; Fungi; Ascomycota; Sordariomycetes; Hypocreales; Nectriaceae.